Molecule: messenger RNA, 911 nt
Organism: Candoia aspera
Lineage: Eukaryota; Metazoa; Chordata; Lepidosauria; Squamata; Candoiidae
Gene: HINT2
Product: histidine triad nucleotide binding protein 2
Exons: 5
Coding region: 195-659 (154 amino acids)
Cellular component (GO): cytoplasm; mitochondrion
Molecular function (GO): hydrolase activity
Source: RefSeq, a predicted model, not a curated record
CGUGCGGAGCUGCGGGGUUGCGGGUGACACCUGGACUCGUGCGGGUGGAGGGGGACCGCCGCCCCUUUCGGGGACUGCUGGCCUUGCAGUUCCUCGGCGGGCCGCCGGGUGGUGCUGCCGCGGGAGCGCGCCUGCGCGCGGCCGAAGAGGGAGGCGCGCCUUGCGUGGGCGGAGCGGCAGUGCCAGCAGCCAGCAUGGCGUUGGCGGCGGCAAGGAGGGGGCUGCUGGCCCGCGGCUGGGGGCGCCCCGGGCAGCGGGCCUUGGCGGCGCAAGGGCCGGGCGAGGAAGUGGAGCAGGCGCAGCGGGCAGCCGAAGAGCCCGGCCCCACCGUCUUCGGCAGGAUCCUGGACGGCUCUCUCCCGGCCCACGUGCUCCACCAGGAUGACCAGUGCAUCGCCUUUCGGGACGCGGCGCCGCAGGCCCCCGUGCACUUCUUGGUGGUCCCGCGCCGCCCCAUCGCGCGCAUCAGCCGCGUGGCCGAGAGCGAUGCCCAGCUCCUGGGACACUUACUGGUGGUCGCCAGCCAGACUGCAAAGGCAGAAGGCCUGUCGGAGGGCUAUCGAGUGGUCGUCAACGAUGGCAAGCACGGGGCACAGUCCGUCUACCACCUCCACCUCCAUGUGCUGGGGGGGCGCCAAAUGGGCUGGCCGCCAGGCUGAAUAAAGCUGCGCUGCGCAGAAACUGUUCUACGUAAAAUAAAUGCCUGCGCCAGGGCGCAGCAAGGCAUGGGGUCUGCGUGGGCAUCGUUCUUCUGACUUUGGCAGAUACAGCACUGGAUUCGGUUAGUACUUGGGUGGCGGUCCACCAGGAGGCGUCAGGGCUUUUGUUAGAUUGGGAAGCUGAAAAAUCUGGAAGAGCAGAUGAACCACGCUGAAUAGCGGUGAACAAAAUGCAGAGUGCUCAGGAGUCAA